AUGCCAUCCGUUUACUCGUCCAUUUUUCAGAACUUCAUCCGCCAAGGAUUUGCGAAGUCAUUUACCCACGGCUACGCGCAGUCGGUUGUUGCAGCCACACACCCUCAUGUUCUAAACUCCCAGAACCGGCCGUCCUUUGCGCGCCGGCACAAUGCCGCCCGUGUCGGUCGCCUCGGCGGCUUUGGUCUGCAGUCUGCCUUCCACUCGAACGCUCUGCAGACCUCGGGUGAGCAGUCGAAAGAGAAGGCUGCCGGCCAUGGCCACGGCGGCCUAGACGCUUAUUUUGAGCAUCUCCAGAAGACCCAGCAGUCAGGAGAAGGGGACAAGGACUGGGUGCAGUUCCAGUUCCCCAAGCGGAUCGAAUGGAAGCCCACUCCUGCCUCUGUCCUGCGUGGCUCUGACGCCAAAACCCUUGCCCUCAGCAAGGACACUACGCUCAGCACCAGCAAGAAGGAUGACAAGGACGCCAGCAAGGCUGCGAGCGAGGAGCUCGCCGCCAAGGAUGACGAGGUGACGACCUCUCCGGGUGUCCCGCCUGAGGCUAAGGAGGCACUCGCCCACAUCGAUGCCGCCAUUCAGAAGGAGAUUGAGGUGCGAAAGGAGCUUGAGGCCCUGGAGAAGGAGGUGGAAUCCCUCCGUGCCACGUCCCCCGAGCUGGCGGAACAGCUUGAGGAAGAGAUUCGCUCUCGCUCUUCCCUGCCCGGAUCGCGUGUCAGGACUCCCGAUAGCGCCGCUCGCACCGCUACUCCUAUCGUCGACCCACAGUCCCAGAGCUAUGCCGACCAUCUUACCAAACUUUCUGAGGCCGGCAGGUACGCGGAGAUCCCGGCCGUCUUUGAGGCCAUGUUAGUUGCCGGUAUCAAUCCGACCCCCACUGCCUACAAUGCCCUUCUGAUGGCUGCCAUUCACCUGCCAUCCGAGAAGUGGGAGGUUGUCACCAAGGCCCUGGAUGUCUACGCGGAUAUGCUGCGCCGCAAGGUUUAUCCGGACAGCGACACCUACAACAUCCUCGUUGGCUUGCUCGCCUCUCGGUCCCUUGAGGUUAACUCUCUUAAGCAGGCUCUUGAGGACAAGCGCCUGAGGUUCGGCGGCAUGGACGAGCCUGGCAAGUUCAUGUUCGCCUCGCAUGAGCUCGAGCAUGCCAUGCUCACGGAGGAUGACCGCCUGGAUCUGGCCAUCAAGUUGUUCCGGUCUUCUGUCCAGUACAACAAGGCUCGGUAUUCUCCCGAGACCUACCAUCAGCUGAUCGCCGCCUGCGCCCAGUGCGGCCGGGUCGAUGAGAUGCUCCAGAUGUUCGAGCACAUGGAGCUGUCGGAGACAACACCUUUUGCUGCUACCUUCCCUGCUAUGAUCACCGCCUUUGCCAACUCCGGGGAUCUCAUCAGCGCUGUUGAAUGUUAUAACGAGUACCGUAAUCUUGCCAUCGCCAACGACAACGGAGAGAAGACCCUCCAGGAUCGUCUCGAUGCUCAAGUCUACGCCGCCGUCAUCAACGCCUACAUCAUCUCGGACAAGCUUGAGGGCGCCAAGAAGUUCUAUGAGAAGAUCCUGAAGGAGUAUGGCGAGAAUGCGACUGAGAUCAAGGAUGCCAUUGUCGCUGGUGGCUUCGUCAAGGGUUUCAUCGAUCGCGGCAUCUACCGUGAGGCACUGGUUUGGGCCCAGGAGAUUGAAGGUGAGGCUCGCGCCAAGGCCAUGGCCAAGAUUGCAGCCAUUGCUGCCGAUCGCGGUGAUAGGCAGACAGCUGGUGCUGCUUUCGCCAACAUCCUUCCUGCCAGUGCUGUCACAACCCCAGCCAUUGCACUCCUUGCCAUGCAUGUCCGCGAGGGCGAUGUUGUGUCAGCCACUCGGUACUGGGACAUCCUCUGCAACCCGAGUCUCCCACCGACAGCGGACUUCAUCGAGCCCACGGCCAUGUACGCUGUGGCCUUGAUCGGUUCCGGCCAAGUCCUGGAGGGCUUGACGCAGGCGGAUUACAUGUUCCAGCGCAUCCACGUCGCUUGUGCCGAGAGCAGACCUCAGAUCGUUGAGGAAAUUGAGGAGGGUAUCGAGUUUAUCCAGCGGUUCAUGGCCACCCGGGGCAUCGUAGAUCCUCGGGUAACUCCUCUGGCCCCUGCUCCGGUCAUGACCCCGGCGAUGACCCCGGCGCUGACCGCCGAGACGGUCCCUGGCUCUCCUGUCCCGAAUCCGGAGGAUUCGUUUGACCCGUAUGGUUCAUCGACUGACUUCAAGGGAUCGGUUGCCAUCGCUGAGGAGCUGGAUGGCACUCGCGGCCGAAAGGGUUCGAAGCUGCAUGAUGCUCUUGCUCGUCUGCGCAACAUGCGCCGGGCUGGUCGUCAUCCUCGGUACUUCACCUACGCAAAGCUUAUCACGCAUGCUGCCAAAGAAGGGAAGUUGGACAUCUGCCAGGAGAUUCUCGCCAUGGCGCGUUCUGAUGUCCCGCCGCUUCCUCAGUACGCGGCUGUUCGUUAUGGGUGGACCUCGAUCCUAGAUGCCAUGAUCGGUGCUUGCCUGACUCUCGGUCAGAGAACUCUUGCCGAGCAGUACCACCAGGAGCUUCUGGCCAUGGGUUGCACGCCGUCUGCCAACACUUACGGUCUGUACAUUACCACACUGAAGGAGACGACCAAGACCUCGGACGAAGCUUCAGAGGCCGUCAAAAUCUUCCGCCGUGCCAAAGCUGAGGGUGUUGAGCCGACAUCGUUCCUCUACAAUGCUCUCAUUGGGAAGCUCGGCCGGGCUCGUCGAAUUGACGAUUGCCUAUACUAUUUUGCCGAGAUGCGCAGGCUGGGUAUCACCCCUACCUCGGUGACGUACGGCACUGUUGUCAACGCUCUCUGCCGUGUUAGCGAUGAUAAGUUUGCUGAGGAGCUCUUUGACGAGAUGGAGUCCAUGCCUAACUACAAACCGCGCCCUGCCCCGUACAACAGCAUGAUCCAGUUCUUCCUCAACUCCAAGAGAGACAAGACCAAGGCGCUGGAGUACUAUGAGCGACUGAAGGCUAAGGGUAUGGAGCCGACUUCCCAUACGUACAAGCUUCUUAUCGAUGUUCAUGCUACCCUAGAACCGAUCGACAUGGCAGCUGCUGAGGCUGUCCUCGAGACGAUCCGUGCCUCCGGUCAGCAGCCAGAGGCGGUUCACUAUGCUUCACUCAUCCAUGCUCGCGGCUGCGUCCUCCACGACAUGGAGGGUGCGCGCCGCCAGUUCGACGCCGUUAUCAAUGACCCGACCAUUCCCCCGAGUGUCUGCCUCUUCCAGGCCAUCCUUGAGGCCAUGGUUGCCAACCACAAGGUCGCCGAGACGGAGCCUCUUCUUGCGCAAAUGCGUGACAAGAAGCUCGAAAUGAGCGCGUACAUCGCCAACACUCUCAUCCACGGUUGGGCCGCUGAGAAGAACAUCGAGAAGGCCAAGGAGAUUUACACCACGCUGGGCAAGGACAAGCGUGAGCCAAGCACGUACGAGGCCAUGACCCGUGCAUACCUCUCCGUCCAGGACCGCGAGAGUGCCAAAGAGGUGGUCAGCGAGAUGCUCACCCGCGGCUACCCCAGCGCUGUCGUCAGCAAGGUUCUGGAGCUUCUCGGUGGCGGUGAGCGGGCGGCGUACUGA
This is a messenger RNA of Thermochaetoides thermophila DSM 1495, 3603 nucleotides long. RefSeq lists its product as uncharacterized. NCBI's taxonomy places the organism in Eukaryota, Fungi, Ascomycota, Sordariomycetes, Sordariales, Chaetomiaceae. Gene Ontology annotation, molecular function: protein binding. The transcript has a single exon. The record is from RefSeq and is a predicted model, not a curated record. The coding region runs from base 1 to 3603 and encodes 1200 amino acids.